AUGGCGUGUGGAAGCCGCCGUCUUCAUCCGCGGACCUUUCCUCUUCUCGUUUCAGAGGACUACGCGCCGCACGGCCCGGUUUUCAUUCAAGAACCAAGUCACGUCACGUUCCCACUGGACUCUGAGGAGAAAAACGUGAAGCUCAACUGCGACGUGACAGGGAAUCCAGAGCCUCGCAUCAGGUGGAAGUUAAAUGGGACAGAUGUUGACAUCAGCAUGGAUUUUCGCUACAGUGUUGUGGAAGGCAGCUUGUUGAUCAAUAAUCCCAAUAAAACCCAAGACGCUGGAACGUACCAGUGCGUAGCGACAAACACGUUUGGAACAGUCGUCAGCAGAGAAGCCAGGCUCCAGUUUGCUUACAUGGAUAUUUUUAAAACCAGGUCCAGGUGUCUCAUCCGCAUCCGCCUGGGGCCGUGGUCUGGGGCCGUCUUGUGCUGUGGUCCUGUUAGCCACACAGGAGAUCUGAGCUACGCCUGGCUCUUCAACGAGUCUCCUUCCUACCAGGAUAGCCGACGCUUCGUCUCUCAGGAGACUGGGAACCUGUACAUCGCCAAAGUAGAAAAGUCCGAUGUCGGGAAUUACACCUGUGUGGUCACCAAUUCAGUGACGAACCACCAGGUCCUGGGGCCACCCACGCCGCUGAUCCUGAGAAAUGACGGGGUGAUGGGUGAAUAUGAGCCCAAAAUAGAAGUGCAGUUUCCAGAAACGGUCUCCACGGCUAAAGGCGCCACGGCGAGGCUGGAGUGCUUCGCCCUGGGGAACCCAGUGCCAACUAUCAUCUGGAGAAGAGCCGAUGGCAAGCCGAUAGCAAGGAAGGCCAGACGACACAAGUCCAAUGGAAUUCUCGAAAUCCCCAAUUUUCAGCAAGAGGACGCUGGUGCCUAUGAAUGUGUGGCUGAGAAUUCCAGAGGCAGAAACGUAGCAAGGGGACAGCUGACUUUCUAUGCUCAACCCAACUGGAUUCAAAAGAUAAAUGACAUCCACGUGGCCAUCGAAGACAACGUCUUUUGGGAAUGUAAAGCCAGCGGAAGACCCCGACCCACGUACAGGUGGCUGAGAAAUGGGGAGCCGCUGUCCACUCAGGACAGAAUUCAGAUCGAGCAGGGGACGCUGAACAUAACCGUGGUGGGCCUCGCGGAUGCGGGCAUGUACCAGUGCGUGGCCGAGAACAGACACGGCGUCAUCUUCUCCAGCGCCGAGCUCAGCGUUAUCGCUGUGGGUCCGGAUUUUUCCAGAACCCUCUUAAAAAAAGUAACUCUCGUCAAAGUGGGAGGUGAAGUGGUCAUUGAGUGCAAGCCCAAAGCUUCUCCAAAACCUGCGUACACCUGGAAGAAAGGAAGAGACAGAGUGAGAGCAAAUGAAAGAAUUACCAUUUCGGAAGACGGGAGCCUCAGAAUCGUCAACGUGACCAAAUCGGACGCUGGGAGUUACACCUGCGUCGCCACGAACCACUUCGGAACGGCGAGCAGCACCGGGAACCUGGUCGUAAAAGAUCCAACAAGGGUGAUGGUGCCCCCUUCCAGCAUGGACGUCACCGUCGGAGAAAGCAUUGUUCUGACGUGCCAGGUGACCCAUGACCACUCGCUGGACAUCGUGUUUACUUGGUCGUUUAACGGACACCUGAUAGAUUUUGACAAAGACGGGGACCACUUUGAGCGAGUCGGCGGGCAGGAUUCGGCUGGCGAUUUGAUGAUCCGAAACAUCCAGCUGAAGCAUGCUGGGAAGUACGUCUGCACGGUCCGGACGAGUGUGGACCGGCUGUCCGCCACCGCGGACCUCAUCGUCAGAGGUCCUCCAGGCCCCCCAGAGGCUGUGACCAUAGAUGAAAUCACAGACACCACCGCUCAGCUCUCCUGGAGACCCGGGCCCGACAACCACAGCCCCAUCACCAUGUACGUCAUUCAAGCCAGAACUCCGUUCUCCGUGGGCUGGCAAGCAGUCAGUACAGUUCCCGAGCUCGUCGACGGGAGGACGUUCACCGCCACCGUGGUGGGCCUGAACCCCUGGGUGGAGUACGAGUUCCGCUCGGUCGCGGCCAACGCCAUCGGGGUCGGGGAGCCCAGCCGGCCGUCGGAGAAGCGCAGGACGGAGGAGGCCCUCCCUGAAGUCGCCCCGGCUAACGUCAGCGGUGGUGGAGGCAGCAAAUCUGAGCUGGUCAUAACCUGGGAGACGGUCCCCGAGGAGCUGCAGAACGGCAGAGGCUUCGGCUACGUGGUGGCCUUCCGGCCCCACGGCACAGCUGUGUGGAUGCUGACGGUGCUGGCCUCGGCCGACGCCUGCAGAUACGUGUUCAGGAACGAGAGCGUGCGCCCCUUCUCCCCCUUCGAGGUCAGGGUGGGCGUCUACAACAACAGAGGAGAAGGCCCCUUCAGCGCCACCACCGUGGUGUACUCUGCAGAGGAAGAGCCUACCAAACCGCCGGCCAGCAUCUCUGCCAGAAGUCUUUCUGCGACAGACAUCGAAGUCUUCUGGGCCUCCGCCAAGGAGAAGAACAGAGGACGGGUACAAGGUUACGAGAUUAAAUAUUGGAGACACGACGACAAGGAAGAGAACGCUAGAAAAAUACGAACGUUUGGAAAUCAGACGUCGACAAAAAUCACCAACUUGCAAGGCAGCGCGCUGUAUCACCUGGCCGUCAAGGCGUUCAAUACUGCUGGGACAGGCCCCUCCAGUGCCACCGUCAACGUGACAACCAGAAAGCCACCACCAAGUCAGCCUCCUGGAAACAUCAUAUGGAAUUCAUCGGACUCCAAAAUUAUCCUCAACUGGGACCAGGUGAAGGCCCUGGACAACGAGUCGGAAGUGAAAGGCUACAAAGUCCUGUACAGAUGGAACAGACAAAGCAGCACAUCCAUCAUCGAAACAAACAAGACAUCGGUGGAGCUGUCUCUGCCUUUGGAUGAAGAUUAUAUAAUAGAAAUUAAGCCAUUCAGCGACGGAGGGGACGGGAGCACCAGCGAACAAAUCCGAAUCCCAAAGAUUCCAGAUGCCUAUGCCCGAGGAGCUGGUCCUUCCACCUCGAACGCCUGCACACUGUCCGCCAUCAGCACCAUCAUGAUCUCCCUCACGGCCAGGUCCAGCUUAUGA
Pteropus alecto (black flying fox) is the source of this 3087-nucleotide messenger RNA. It is a transcript of the gene CNTN4, whose product is annotated as contactin 4. Gene Ontology annotation, biological process: brain development; cell-cell adhesion. Gene Ontology annotation, molecular function: cell-cell adhesion mediator activity. The record is from RefSeq and is a predicted model, not a curated record. The transcript is spliced from 25 exons. NCBI's taxonomy places the organism in Eukaryota, Metazoa, Chordata, Mammalia, Chiroptera, Pteropodidae. Bases 1 to 3087 code for a protein of 1028 amino acids.